Bombus impatiens (common eastern bumble bee) is the source of this 2870-nucleotide messenger RNA. It is a transcript of the gene zuc, whose product is annotated as ciliogenesis and planar polarity effector 2. The transcript is spliced from 5 exons. The record is from RefSeq and is a predicted model, not a curated record. The coding region runs from base 1 to 681 and encodes 226 amino acids. Gene Ontology annotation, cellular component: mitochondrion. NCBI's taxonomy places the organism in Eukaryota, Metazoa, Arthropoda, Insecta, Hymenoptera, Apidae. Gene Ontology annotation, biological process: piRNA processing. Gene Ontology annotation, molecular function: RNA endonuclease activity producing 5'-phosphomonoesters, hydrolytic mechanism; GTPase activity; GTP binding.
AUGUGCAGUUUUGUUGUAGAGAUGAAAAACAAAAAAAUUCUGCUAGUGGGGGGAGCAGUUCUUGCGUCGGAAGUUCUUUGGUAUAUCUACAAAAGAGUUUAUAACGUGUGGAGUAAUUACCUAAAUACGCGCAAAGUGCUGGAAGUACAGAUACCUAAGUCGAAACAUGACAUUUCAGAGGUCAUGUUUUUUACGAACGAAUCUAUUCUUUGUCGAACACACUUCACUACCGAGAUGACCUGUCCUAAAAACAAUUGUCCGGUUCGAUAUUUGAGACAUAUAGAAAGCUAUAUGAAUAAUGCAAAACAAAGUUUGGACGUCUGUAUGUACAUGUUCACUUGCCAUUCGUUGUCAAAUGCAAUUGUGAACGCUCAUAAACGAGGUGUACUUGUUCGAAUAAUAAUGGAUCGGCAAAUGGGCUCUAACGAUGCCGCACAAACGGCGUUAUUCUAUAAUAAUGGAAUCGCGAUUAGAUUAAUAUGUCAGGAUGGUCUGAUGCAUCAUAAGUUCAUGAUCGUGGACAACGAUUUAGUAAUCACUGGUAGCACAAACUGGACCAUGUCUGCAUUUUUUGGGAACUUUGACCACAUUGUAGUGACUAACCAGCAUUCGUUGGUAAAGCCAUUCGUCGUUGAAUUCGACAGGUUGUGGAAGACAUUUUCAAAGAGUCAAGAAAAUUAGGAAAACUUGAUUCAUCCCUCGUCCGAUGAUACUUUAUAAUCUACCUCUGAUCAUCGAAUUAAGACCACACGUAGAAAUUUCACUUGUUCAGCUGUAAGAAGUUAUAGAUAGCCGUAGAUGAUUAUAUAUUAAUUAAUUAAUUUAAUUUAUUACCAUACCGUGUCGAAGAAUAUCCGCGUGUAUUCACGGCCGGAUAAUUCUCCCGAUUUGAAUACCAUUGAAAAUGUUUGGAGCCUGAUCAAAUCAGUUAUAUGCUCAUCUUUAAAAACAGCUGAUUUGAAAACGAAAAUUUAGUAUGUUUAUGUAAAAGUAGCGAGGAUAUAAAGGCAGCGCAUGACGAGAAAAUAGAAAGAAAAUAAAUCACGCUACUCGCGUCUCUAGGUAGAAAGGUGAGAAGUAUUGAAAAUUUGGUAAUGGUCCUAAUAGAAUGAUUAGCGUGGUAUUUAUAUAUGAUAGACCUACAUCGAAUCGUAUGGAACGACGAUGAGAAAUAUAAUUGAAUCGAACAUAGAUUCAAAUAUACUGCUCUCUAAUCGCGUUUUUGCUAUCUCGUGUUAAUUUUGGACGUACGUAGGUAAACAUGUUCCUACACGAGAUAAAUACAUUCGCACGUUGUAAGAGAAGCAUGUAACUUGGGAAAGCAAACGAUUCAGAAUAAACGUGCGACGCGCGGAAAUAGCAACGCGUAGGCCCAAAAUAUCCAUUGUAUCCAGAUACGAUAAAAGCCGAAUGCACGUUGGCGCAGUUUGACGUUUGCUAAUCUGCUUUUUCCUGGACUGCGUCUACGUCAAUAGUUAAGAACGGAUCGUUAUUCAGGGAAAUGUACGGUUCUCUAACUCGAACGUUGCUUGUUCUGCUUGCGCGAACAAUUUCCGAAAUAUCACAGCCAACGAUUCUGCGAAACGUUCGCUUCUGUCUCGAAUCGCGUAAUAAAUUUUCCGAUUCCACUUUAGUUUCUACCGUGGAUAAGUUUGAAGAAAUCCACGUACGUUACACGCACAUCUUUCUCUCGAAACCUCUCGGAUUGUAUCUCGCAAAAGAAUGUUUUUUGUUUACUCGUCGCGCGUUUUUUGUUUUUGCGCGUUUACUCGUCGAAACGAUUACGAUAUACUACGUUAUACAUAUAGAAAAUAAGUACGAUACUUGACAAAUGGAAAAAAUAGGUAUCACGUAGGUCAAGGGUGUGUCAAAUCGGACAAGUGGCACGUUCGGCCGCGACAGUCACGGAUACGGGAAAAGGAAAAGGUCAAAAGUCAAGUAUUCCUCGAUGGUCCUCUUAGUUGCUCUCUUUUCUACUUGAGACGCGGGAAUUGAAGGGCAACGAGAAAGAAAAAUGUUUCGCGUGCGGGUAGCAGCUGCGUUCGUUAGAACUUUGCGGAAUAUGCGACAAUCUUUUUUUCUCCGCCCAAGGAAACAGACUGCAUUCGGUAAUCUUCGUUUGUUACGUUCUUUGAAUAACUUUUUCUUCUCUCUUUUUGUUUCGCUACAGGUCUGAUAAAAUUGCGAGAAAUGCUGUUUCCUGAAUGUAGUUGGGAAAGAGACUAGAGCGACUCGAGGGAACACUAUCUUACGUAGAUUAUUUCACAGAUAAUUGCAAUUAUUUAUGUUUAAUGUAUUUAUUUCGAUAUCGUUUAUAUAGAAAACAUUGCUUCGCGUUAACGGAGGUCUAACGCGUUGUUGCUGCAUACUUCUUCCCUUCUAUCUGUUUUGUUUAUCGUUCGUAACGUUUCUACAAGUUUGCUAAUUACAUACAAAUUUCGCGUCACGCGGGGGAAGAACCGUGUUACGUAUGUGUAGCUUGCUGUUUUGUGGUAAUGUAGCUCUACCAAAUUGUGUACCAUCGAUCAUUUCUAUAUAAUCGCUCCUUCUACCGAUAAAUUGCUAGAAGAAUAUAUGCGUGCUAUGUGUAUACAUACGCUAUAUCGCUUAACGACACUAAAUACCGCUUAAUCUCUGUUCCGAGUUCUUCCAAAUUCGCUCCAUCUUCGUCUCGAGCGUUUCGAACGUUCUUCGCCUGUUUCUUUCUCGCAUCUUCAUACGUUUACACGAUGGAACGAAUUGUUCGAUUUCACGCAAGGCCUCGUACAGUGACCCCUAUCGGUUACCGUUCGUUAAACUAUAGUAUAAUUAUCAUAAUGUAAUAAAUUACUAGGAAAUCCGCAGUCAUUAUUGUCUCUAUAGUCGACACC